Molecule: messenger RNA, 1095 nt
Organism: Argiope bruennichi
Lineage: Eukaryota; Metazoa; Arthropoda; Arachnida; Araneae; Araneidae
Exons: 4
Coding region: 117-1010 (297 amino acids)
Source: RefSeq, a predicted model, not a curated record
AAGUAGCGUCAUUCUUUCCAUGCUUCUUACAUAAAGCUUGAAUCCCAGAUCUUACUGCUACUUCCUCUUCAUUAAUUCACAGUAUUAGAAGAAAAUUUAUUUACUACGCAGUAACCAUGAAGUACUUAUCUCUAGCUGUCUUAGCGGUUGCUGCCACAGGAGUACAAGCUCUUGCCUUCUCGUCUCUGGCUGCCUUGUCCCUGACGCUUAUGGGUAUGAACAAACCAGUCGUGGGAUUCUUCGGCUUCUUUCGACGACGUUCACCAAAACCAGCAUCCAUCAUAGAGGAAGUAUCACCCCAAGGACCGGUAGAAUUUCCACCAUCAAAUCUUCUUCAAAGCGGAGGUUUCUUCAGUCCAUUUGCCGGAGUUAACCGCGGUGGAUUGUUUCCCGACUUCGGGAAUGUUCCAGGUUUCCCAGGUGGUCUGUUUCAAAACUCGUUCAUGCCACAAUUCGGUCAACCAUCUUGGAGUUCUCCACCAAACAGACCUCCUUUCCAGCAGAAACCAGGACAAUUUCCACCUCAAAAUAUGCCUUUCCAGCAGAAACCAGGACAGUUUUCUCCCCAAAACAUGCCCUUCCAACCUCAACAAACUUUCCAACAACAGCAGCAACAAUUUGAGCAAGACUUUAACGAAAACUUUGAUUCUCAAUCGGAUUCUGAUCGUGAAGUUCGGUAUGAAGAUGAACCACAAAUUAACACAGAAGAAGCUGAAAGUUUCUUCACCCUUCUCGCCGAAACGGAUGAAAAUAAAUGCAUUUCCCGUCUUGUUUGCGAAAUGGGGGCUGAUCCAUUGAGUGCUGGAAUGCUUGGAACAACAGUUAGUGAUAUCAUAGGGUCUUUAACGGAUUUUCCAGAAGGCAGCAAAGUUCAAGAAUAUAACCAAAUCCUACAGAAAGGCCGAACAGAAGGAUUGUCAUCUUGUCAGUCUCAAUUUCCUUCAUGUGAUGAAGAAUCGUACCAGCUAAUGAAAAAUUCACAAAACGAAGAACCAUCUAAUGAAGCCUGAACUGGGAUAGUUUCUUAAAACCAAAGCAGCUGGUUUUUAAAAUGCUGAUGUAUAUAUAAAUUGAUUAAAACUUUUUCAUCACAUA